GUCCAAAUACACAUAAAUGGCCGCCAUUGUGAAAAUCUGAAAAAUCUGGAAAGAAAAAUUGAAAAUAUCAAUUGAUUGUGACAUGAGUGGGCUUAAUGAGGUGACCAUUUCUCCAGUGCUCCUACAGGCCAUAUCACAGACUCUGACCUCCACCAAGGACCGACAUACUGUCAGCAUGCAACCCAACAUCAAUGUCAAACAGGAGAUGAUUGAUGACCUCCAGGCCUCUGGAGGUCACUCUGUCAAUCACAUAUUGCAGGGUAUGAAUGAACCUGUUGCUGAUCAUUCUCGUCUACAUUCCAGAUCAGUAUCAUCAGAUCUAGAAAAUACUGCUGAAAGUUCAGGCCAAGUGUUUCCUUCUGAAACCAUCAACAUCUCAACAGAAAACAUUAAGAGCAUGUUAAAAUGGAAAAUCGACCAGCUGCAGCAACAGAAUGCAUUAACCAGUGCUGUACAUCAGGUGCAGGACGAGACCAGACUGCAGGACCAAGAGAACACAUCUGACCGGGAAACCAUCAUCAUAAGCUCAAACUCUGGAGGGGACUUAAGUAUGGUCAAUGUGUUAUCUGCCCUUGCAUCUCACCACUUGAAAACAGGUGGAGAUAAAGAAAAAGAAAACAACACAGUGACAGAAACUGUUUCUCAAACUGCUGACAUUACUCAAAUGCACUCGAAAGGCACUGAUGUGCAGGAGCAGGAAAAACAGAUGAUUCUUUGUUAUCAGGACAACAAUGGUCAGGUGAAUGUGCCGUCACCAGUUAAUGACGUGGUGGUGUCCGACGCUGGAGGCCAGCCAGUUGGCAUGGUGAUUGAGCAAGAUGGACAACGAAUUUACAUGCCUAAUACAGACAAAUCCAGCAGUGUUGGUCUGGACCGUUCAUCAAUCAUGAAACAGUUUCGUUAUUCAGAGGAUGGCAAUUUUACAGUGAUUAAUGAAAACGCACCGGUGGAGGUGAUAUCUACUAUGCCAAGGGAGUCGGGGCUACCUCCAGACCCCUCCAUGGGACCAUGUCCAAUUUGUGGGGAUGCAAUUUCAGGUUACCAUUAUGGGAUAUUUACAUGUGAAAGUUGUAAAGGAUUUUUUAAAAGAACUGUACAAAACAAGAAAACAUUCGCUUGUCAUCGAAAAGGAGAUUGUGAAAUAACAAAGCUAAGUAGAAAGAAGUGUCCAGCAUGCCGGUUCGCUAAGUGUAUUAUCCAUGGUAUGAAACUUGAAGCAAUCAGACAUGACAGGAUGAGGGGAGGAAGGAGCAGUUACGACGGCUGUUCACCACAUGGACGUCCUAAAGUCUACCCACUGGAACUUGCAUCUACACCUAAACCUCCCAGACGCACCCCAGGUUCUCAGCGUAAGGCAGCACCAAGUGCCAAUAAUCCCAACACUUCAUUAGAAAAUGUGCAUGUGACUUUGCCGACCGGUGAAGAUAUUUCUGGGAGCCAGCUCAUGGCAAUUCUUAAUCGCAAUGGAAAAUCUGUGCCAGAAGAAACUGUAAAGCCAUUUGUUCCUCAUUUACUGACAGAAAUCAUGAAUGUUGAAUCAUAUUUAUGUGACGAUGAAAACCAAGCAGAUUUUCCAGCAGAUCGUUUGUCAGAAAAUGACCCAACAUUUAUGUUGUCCUUGCUACAAUUAGCUGAGCUUCGACUGUACAAGCUGGUUCGUUGGGCUCGAAAUCUUCCACAGUUCAGUGCAAUAGCAACAGACGAUCAGAUCCUGCUGCUUCAGAACUGCUGGGCUGACUUGCUGCUCUUCAACUGUUGUAUGCGUUCUAUACAGAGUACAACAGAAAUAUUCCUACCAAUGGGCAAAUCCAUUGACAUGGAGAAGGCCAUCAAAUUAGGACACGGUGCUGACGAUAUUGUGUCCAGACUGCUAGCCAUCACAGAUCAGUUAAGACGUCUACAGGUUGACCAGUAUGAGUUUGUGGCCCUGAAAGUUCUCAUGCUUAUCACACCAGAUGUGAAAGGUCUGAAAGAGCCAGGGAAAGCCCAGGAACACCAGGACUCCAUCUGUGAAGCCUUAGGACUUUACACUAACUCUCAUUAUCCACAACACAACAACAAAUUUGGUGAAAUGCUGCUACGCCUCCCUGAGAUCUCUCGUGUCAGUAUGAUUGGCAAAGAGAUUCUCAACACAGUCAUGCCGCCAGAAUUCACCUCCUGCGGCCUCCUGUUUGAACUCCUCAAGGGAGAUGGUCUGAAGGAUGAAACAUAAACUUGACUGGAGUUGAAACCUUUGUGGCCUCAUGUUAAAACUUACAUGUACCAGGUACAUUACAAACUACACAGAUUUUAUAUCAAAUAGGAUUUGCAAAGCUGCAAGAAAAUCCAGAUGGCAAGCCUUCUGGUUUAAUUUCUUUUCUUUUUUUUUUUGUUAUGAGGUCAUAUAUGUUAUAUAUUUAAGGCAUUUCUUACAACAGCAAAUCAUUUUGUCAUUGCGUCAGUAUCAAAGAAUUUUAUCCACAAAUUUACAGCGAGCGGGACUGAAAAAUCAGUAUGUAUCACUAUAUAACAUAAAAAGACACUUGUAUUAUGCUAAACAAUUUAGAGGAUAUACUUCAAGAUAACAAGACCAGAUUAAUUUUUCAAUCAUAAUUUUUUCUUGGAACAGGCAUAUCUUAUUCAGCCCAUAUCAUCAUUGUUCAAUCAUUUAUUUGAUACUGACAAUUUAUAAUUACCAAUCAGAAUACGAUACUACUAUUAAUUAAUGCUCAAUGUACGUGUGGAACUGCUGGCUGUUGAAUAACUUAAAGAAUAAUGAAAACAAAUUACAUGAUUUCCAAUGUCAGUGAAUUUCUUUUAAGUUUCAUAGGAGACCCUGUAUUAACUCGUUACUGAUGUAAAAAAUGUGAAGUGACCAGCUGAUUAUCUACUAGACGUCAUAUUCGUGUUAGAUUCAGUUGUUUUGCGAAGAGAGCUAUUUUUAAUUCAUUAAACGUCAUUUUACAAAAAUUACCAAACACGUUAUUCCAACCUAUAUUUGUCACUCUUGUUGACUCAAGGGUUCUUACUCUGGGAGGAAGCAAGAGUAUUAUGCUGAAAUGAACAAUGACGUCUGUUACAUUGAUGCCCCUUUAGGAACUUGGGGAUAAUAGUGACCCUAAAAUACUCGAUGGACAAGAUCUUUCCAAUGUAUUGCUCAGCUAAAGUGAUGUUCCUUUAGCUUGAUCUGCUCAGCGUCAGACUAAUAAGAUGGAGGUCCCAGUUUUGAAUAGUAUUUGAGGCGUUGAAAUAAAUGAUGACCUCGGCUAAAAGAAAUUUUUGCUAUUAUUCUUGGCUAAAUCAAAACUGAUUUUUGUUGCAAUGCAUUUUAUGCAGCAUCGUUUUUAGAGUACAUCUUAAAGUCACAUCAUAAAUAUUAAAUAUUUCCAUACAGAUUUUGCAAAGUCUUGAUUCAAUCCCUCUAAAAACCUGAUUUUGUUAGCCAACCAUCAUUAGAUGGUGGGUUAUUUAAAUCACCUUAGCUCCAUUGUUCGUUAUUCAUCAAUAGGCAAUUCUUGUUAUCACAAUUUCUUGAGAAGUACUCAAUGAGCCUUUGUCAAAUUAACAUAUGUAGGCUCCCCUUAUUCCACAGUCGUACCAAUUUGAUUUAGGCUCCCCUUAGUCCACAGUCGUACCAAUUUGAUUUUAGUCUCCCCUUAGUCCACAGUCGUACCAAUUUGAUUUUAGUCUCCCCUUAGUCCACAGUCGUACCAAUUUGAUUUUAGGAAUGAGCCAAUGAACAACAGGGGUGACAUGACCACCUUGGAUUUGAUUAUAAAAGCUUGUUAUUGCUAUUUUCUGACAAACAUUGGUUGGAUCUUUUUUAUAUUUUAUAUGUAGGUACCCCUUGGUUGCUAGUUGUACCUAUUUUGACUUUUGGACUCGUCAGAAAUCGGCAACCAUCUUAGAUGUGACAGUUAAAGACUGUAUAGCUAUUUUUGAGGUAUUUUUAAAAUUUCAUAUAAUUAACGGAAAGAGCACAGAAAAAAAACCCAGAAAACAAGGGAAAACUCUUAAAAGAAAAUAUAAAGACCAAACAAUUGUGGACACAAAGAUCUCACAAGGAUCUUUUUUAUCAAACAGCUGGUACAAGAAUUAUGCUUCAACAGAGCAGAACUUGAUAUUUGCAUAAAAUAACAUUGAACUGGAAUAAAAACUUUUAUUCACUUGUUCAUGAUUGUUUUGAAAGACUCUGUCAUCAGUUGGAAAGGAUUAGUAAAAAUUUUCUGUAAGAUUUAACAGGAAAUAUCUCUAAGUUCUCUGUUUUGCUUAUCUCAUUUAUACAUGAUGCAAUUUUCUUUAAAUUUUGUGCUUCUCGUAUUAGUCCUAGAAAAUGUUACUUUGUAUAAAAAUAUUUGUAAAUGUCACCAGAUUUCUAUUUUGUAUGAUAUCACAGUGCCAUGAUACAGUCCCCUGGUGUCAUCAGUGAUCAAGUGACCUUUCAUAUCUGCUCUAUUAAAACAUGUCAUGUGCUCAGGAUAUUCUGUAUGUAUAAAGCUCAGAAAAAAAAUUACCAAAUUUCGAUGAUGUGGUAAUUGGAAUGGAAAAUGAGACAAUGAAAACUCCCCAUGUAAAUCAAAUCCCUAUGGAAAACACUUUUACAGAUAAAGUUAAGACAUGCCUAUGGAUCAAGAUUCUAACAGGAAAGGUCUCUUUCCCUUUUUGAAAAGGAAAGACGUUUAUUGACUGCUCAUUGUUGAUCAGUGUAAGAGCUGUGGAUUAUUAAUAGAAUUUCUGUAUUAAAUCUUAAACUUUGAUCUAGUAUCACCAUUUGUAAUGAAUUAUUUCAAUUUUCUGAACUUUACUGUUUUCUAUAUGUAACCGCCAUCAUCAGAACUUACUUGUAAAAAGUCUUAUGUUCUUGUAAUGAUAAAUCAAAUUAAGCUCAAAGAGGAGGAAAGAUGGAAGCUGUGUUGCUCAAUAGCAAAUUGUAUGUUUCUGAUUCAUAGAUGCCAUGUACAUCAGGUUAUUAUGAUAAUUUGUUGUUUAAUCAUGAUUAUAGUCUAAUCAUAAGGAUCAUGUUUCAUCGUAAUCUAGUUUAGCAGUAUAAAGUUUUUUCCUGGCUUUGACAUAUUGCUCCAAAAGAAGAAAUGAAAAUAAUAUUGUAGUCUACAUAUAUAUACAAAAUUAUUUGAUGGAAACUAGAGUCAAGCACAAAUGAAGGUCCUUCAUAUGUACAAAAUGUAUAAAGACUUAGAUGAAUUUUAAUAUUAAAAACCGACCAGGUUUCAAUGGCUGAUUUUUUUAAGGUUAAAUGAAUUUGAAAUGACUGAUGCAGUAACACAAUUUUUUAUUGUUUAAUUUUGUCAAAUUUUCCUUGAUUUAUUUAGUGUUUGUUUUUGAGGUUAUAUUGAAAAAAAAUAAUGUUAAAUACUUAAGAAAAGGAGGUUACAAUAAGUUCAUAUAUUUCAGAAAAUGUUAUGGUGUUUAGUACAUGAAAUAAUGCCUUAAAUUUUUAAUUAAAUGUUUUAUAUUUGAAAGAAAAUUCUGGACUUUUGCAUUUGGCACUAUAGCUAUUAUCCUUCUCUUAUCUAGAGCAAGGAUGCAUGUAUUCAUUAUAGAGCAGUUACUUACCACUGCUACGAUUUCAACAGAUACACGAGAAAAUAACUCGUCAUGUAGGUGUAUGGUACAGCAUUGUUAAUGUAAGAAAUAAAAAGACAGAAAAGUGCUUUUAGUAUAGAAAAUUAGGCAACUGCUGAAACAUGGUUUUAUAUGUUAAUGUAAUUUUGAAUAACUCAUCUUACUGAUGUUGAUUAUUCUGUUCCUCGUCAAUCAGAUAAUGAAAGAAAACACAACUUUUGUAGCCAGAAUUGUACAUCUAUUCUGAGAACGUUUGAGUCCCAAGUUUUAGUUUGUUUCAAAUAAAACUAGUAAACAGCCUGGCAUUGGUGAUAUCAGCACUAUUUUGCAGAAUUUCUCUUGAAGGAUGGCAAAAGUAGAGCUCUCUUUUUAAUUAGAAAAGUGUAAAAGAAACAUUUGGAGAAAAUAUGAGAAAAAAUUUGGUUGUGAUUUUUUUCUUAUUUGUUAUGAAGCCAGUAAAUGAUAAUUUCCCACUGUUGUACAUGUACAUAAUACAGUGUAGUAUGUCUUGUAAUUUUAACGGAACCCUUUCAUUCUUACAUCUUAUUUCUAACUGGGGUAGACUUAGAUACUGUUGAUAUAUAGUGUAGGUUUUUGUCUACAUAUAGUAUCGUUUGUACGUCAUUCUAUGAAUCUUUCAGGGUUUCAUAAACUUGAUGCCUAUUGCUUAUAGAUAUAUUAUGUUUAUACAGACCAAUAAUGUGCUUGAAAGCAUUUAGAUGUCUUGUACAUUAAGAAUUUGUGAAACACAAUCUUCUAUGUUGUGAUUGUAUGACCAAUGUAUUUUAUUUUUUAUUUAUUAGGAUCAAUGUGUGGUACAAAUUGUUGACUGUAUGUCAUUAUACAGUAACUGUAUAUAUAUACAAUGCACUACAAAUCUCCUCCUUUUCACAGAUAUUUGAGGCGAUUCAGUACCAUUCGGAGAAAGUCCGUUUUAUGUGGUAUCAUAUUAACCCCAUAGACAAACUUGUUAUCCCUCACAGGAAUAAAAUGUAAUACAUACUA
This is a messenger RNA of Ylistrum balloti, 6567 nucleotides long. RefSeq names its product nuclear hormone receptor FTZ-F1 beta-like. Gene Ontology annotation, molecular function: RNA polymerase II cis-regulatory region sequence-specific DNA binding; zinc ion binding; nuclear receptor activity. The transcript has 6 exons. Gene Ontology annotation, cellular component: RNA polymerase II transcription regulator complex. The record is from RefSeq and is a predicted model, not a curated record. The coding region runs from base 83 to 2212 and encodes 709 amino acids. Gene Ontology annotation, biological process: regulation of transcription by RNA polymerase II; tissue development; hormone-mediated signaling pathway. Lineage: Eukaryota; Metazoa; Mollusca; Bivalvia; Pectinida; Pectinidae.